UAUCUCUUUUUUUUUUUAAGAGAGAGAGAGAAUUUAAAAAUAGAAGGAUUUGAUUGCGACGAGCUUCCAUUAAAUUUCUUCCAAUAUCAGCUCCGAGUUGCCUCAUUUAGGAUACCCAUCCAAUUCUCCUCCAUUAAUGCUUCGUUUUUGGCCCUAAUAUCUCUCUCUGUUUUUCUUUUCUUUUUUUGGUUCUUUUUUCCUUCUGGGCGAAAGAGGGAAGAAUUCGCCAUGGGGUUCGAAUUUGGGGCGCACUUGGUUCGAUUGGGGAUUCUAAAGGCCACGUCGGAUCACGCCUCCAUUGUCUCCAUCAAUCUCUUUGUUGCGUUGCUCUGUGCUUGUAUUGUGAUUGGGCACUUGCUUGAGGAGAAUCGAUGGAUGAACGAAUCCAUCACUGCCCUCGCCAUUGGGUUGCUCACUGGCGCUUUGAUUUUGCUUACCACCAACGGGAAGAAAUCUCAUGUUUUGAUGUUCAGCGAGGAUCUAUUCUUUAUUUACCUGCUGCCACCAAUUAUAUUCAACGCUGGGUUUCAAGUGAAAAAGAAACAGUUCUUCCGCAAUUUUAUGACGAUUGUGCUCUUUGGUGCAGUUGGAACCCUUAUCUCAUUCUUCAUUAUUUCUUUUGGUGCAAUGGGAUUAUUUAGGAAUAUGGAUAUAGGUCUGGAGAUUGGAGAUUUUCUUGCACUUGGGGCUAUCUUUUCUGCAACAGACUCUGUUUGCACCUUGCAGGUUCUUAAUCAGGAUGAGACGCCUUUGCUAUAUAGCUUGGUUUUUGGUGAGGGUGUCGUAAAUGAUGCCACAUCUGUGGUGCUUUUUAACGCAAUACAGAAUUUUGAUCUCGAGCACAUUGAUGUUCUCAUAGCACUGAAGUUCUUAGGGAACUUCUUUUAUUUAUUUGCAUCCAGCACCUUCUUGGGAGCAUUCGCUGGAUUACUUAGUGCCUACAUCAUCAAAAAAUUGUAUUUUGGCAGACAUUCUACUGAUCGUGAAGUUGCACUCAUGAUGCUUAUGGCUUACCUUUCAUAUACAAUAGCUGAGUUAUUAGAUCUAAGUGGUAUUCUGACAAUGUUCUUUUGUGGGAUAGUAAUGUCUCACUAUACCUGGCACAAUGUGACAGAGAGUUCAAGAAUUACCACCAAGCAUGCUUUUGCAACUUUGUCUUUUAUUGCUGAGAUCUUCCUCUUCCUGUAUGUUGGCAUGGAUGCAUUAGACAUUGAGAAGUGGAAAUUUGUCAAGGAUACUCCUGCUAAAUCAAUAGGUGUCAGCUCGAUUCUGCUAGGUUUGGUUUUAGUUGGCAGAGCUGCUUUUGUCUUCCCACUUUCUUUCUUGUCCAACUUCACUAAGAAGUAUUCGGGUGAAAAGAUCACCUUCAAGCAGCAAUUUACAAUAUGGUGGGCUGGUCUGAUGAGAGGCGCUGUAUCAAUUGCACUUGCUUAUAAUAAGUUUACAAGAUCUGGUCACACACAACUAGUGGCCAAUGCAAUCAUGAUCACCAGUACCAUAACAGUUGUACUCUUCAGCACGAUGGUGUUCGGAAUGCUGACAAAGCCUUUGAUAAGGCUGCUUCUACCUCCGGGUCAAAAGGGCAUCACUGAGAGUUUUACAUCAGAAUUCUCAGCCCCGCUCCUUGAGAACGUACCGGGAUUUGAAGCUGAAGGAGGAGGACAGAACCGUAAUUUAUUCCGUCCUUCAAGCAUCCGAAUGCUCCUCAGUAAACCAACUCACACUGUUCAUUACUACUGGCGGAAGUUCGAUGAUGCCUGCAUGCGUCCAGUAUUUGGAGGAAGAGGGUCUGUUCCUUUUGUUCCUGGAUCACCAACAGAACACAGUUUUCAUGGAUGA
This is a messenger RNA of Asparagus officinalis (garden asparagus), 1839 nucleotides long. RefSeq names its product sodium/hydrogen exchanger 2-like. The record is from RefSeq and is a predicted model, not a curated record. The transcript is spliced from 14 exons. The coding region runs from base 229 to 1839 and encodes 536 amino acids. Gene Ontology annotation, molecular function: sodium:proton antiporter activity. NCBI's taxonomy places the organism in Eukaryota, Viridiplantae, Streptophyta, Magnoliopsida, Asparagales, Asparagaceae. Gene Ontology annotation, cellular component: membrane. Gene Ontology annotation, biological process: sodium ion transport; regulation of pH; proton transmembrane transport.